Messenger RNA from Juglans regia (Persian walnut), 507 nucleotides. RefSeq lists its product as uncharacterized. Bases 1 to 507 code for a protein of 168 amino acids. The transcript has a single exon. The record is from RefSeq and is a predicted model, not a curated record. NCBI's taxonomy places the organism in Eukaryota, Viridiplantae, Streptophyta, Magnoliopsida, Fagales, Juglandaceae.
AUGAGAAGAUGGGAGGGAGACCAAGAAGUGAAAGCCAAAUGGAUAAUUUUAGAGAGGCUCUUGAUAAACCUAUUUGACUUAGGUUGGACAGGCAGUUUCUUCACUUGGUGCAAUAACCAUAAUGAUGAAACUUUUAUGAAGGAAGGAAUUGAUAGAGCAGUAGCAAAUGCAAGGUGGUCAUGUUUCUUGGAUAAGGUGAAAGUGGAGGUUAUGGCUACAUGCACUUCUGAUCAUAGUGCUAUUAUCCUUCACUCAUUUAAGGGGGGAAGAGAGGAGUAUGUAAGAAGAAGGAAUUUCAAGUAUAAGGUUGGACGGUCUCUUGAAGAAAGAUGUGGACUUGUAGUUAAAGUUGAAUGGGAUAAAGCUAAGCAGGAACCUAACUCAGUUGCAGUUUUACAAGCAAAAUUGAAGAGAUGCAGUAAGGCUUUGAGCAAUUGGAGCAAAUAUACAUUUAGAGAGAGGGAGCAUUUGAUAAGAGUGAAAAUUGAAAGGUUGAGAGAGAUGUAG